Molecule: messenger RNA, 1567 nt
Organism: Benincasa hispida (wax gourd)
Lineage: Eukaryota; Viridiplantae; Streptophyta; Magnoliopsida; Cucurbitales; Cucurbitaceae
Product: inositol-tetrakisphosphate 1-kinase 2-like
Biological process (GO): inositol trisphosphate metabolic process
Cellular component (GO): cytoplasm
Molecular function (GO): inositol-1,3,4-trisphosphate 6-kinase activity; ATP binding; magnesium ion binding
Source: RefSeq, a predicted model, not a curated record
AAUGCCAUACACUUGUCUUCCAACACUUGACUAUAUAAAGUCCAAUUUCCCUCUUCUUCUUUCUUACCAUUUCCCACUUUCCCUGUCCUCUGCCAUCCAAAAUUCCCCUUCUCCAUCUACUUUCCCUCAAUUUUCUCCUCCAUUUUCCCAUCUCUCAAAAACCCUUUCGCCCAUCCAUGUCUUCCCCACGCUUCCGAAUUGGCUAUGCCCUUUCCCUCAAAAAGGAGCGUUCCUUCAUCCUCCCUUCUCUUGUCGACUAUGCCAAACUCCAUGGCAUCGACUUUGUACGCAUUGACCCUCUUCUCCCUCUCAUUCACCAAUCCCCUUUCCACUGCAUCAUCCACAAGCUCUACGAUCCCUCGUGGGUUCAGCAAUUGAAGGAUUUCACUUCGCAGUUCCCCGAUGUUGUCAUCGUCGACCCACCGGAGCUAAUCUCGCGGCUCCUCAAUCGCGAUUCCAUGCUUCAAGUUGUGAAGGAGGUGAAAGUUUCUCAAGGGGAUGAGCGGAUUGAAACACCUAAGCAAGUCGUAGUGAAUGAUUUAGAUGUCGUGAUCAAAGAUGGGUUGAAUGCGUUUAGAGAUUUGGGGCUUAAAUUCCCUGUAAUUGCUAAGCCCCUGGAAUCCGAUGGCACUCCCAAGUCUCAUCAAUUGUGUUUGGUGUCGAAUGAUAGCGGAUUGAAAGGAUUACAUGCCCCGAUUGUGCUGCAGGAAUUUGUCAACCAUGGCGGUGUUGUAUUCAAGGUUUAUGUAGUAGGGGAGUGCGUGGUGUGCGUAACGAGGAAAUCACUGCCGGACAUUGCGCCGGAGGAGGUCCACAAAUUGGAUGCGGUUUCGAGUUUUUCGCAGAUUUCGAAUUCAGGAGCUCAAGGGGACGACGAGGGUAAUGUUGAAAUGCCAUCGUUGGAAUUUGUGAUGAAUGUGGCAGCUGGGUUGCGGGAAGCAACAGGGCUUAGGCUUUUUAACUUUGAUCUGAUUAGAGACAGUAGUGAUCAUAAUAGGUACCUUGUGAUUGACAUUAAUUAUUUACCUGGGUAUGCGAAAAUGCCCAACUAUGAGCCUUUUUUGACCAAAUUUUUCUUAGAUGUUAUUCAAAACCGGACUGUUGGUGGAGGCUUCAGUUCUUCCUAUGUAAAUGAAAACGAGGUAGUUUUCUGUUGAAAGUGAGAGGCAGUAAUCAAAUAAGAGUGCUGCUUUGAUUGAUGAUGGUGGAUGGUAUCGAUCUAUCUAAGAGAGGCAACUUUAUAUAGUUUUUAAGGUUCAGCUGGGAAGCCUAUAAUAGUUUCUUGCUUUUAUUUUAACACCCUUUAGUGAGUGAGUUCAAUCAGUUGAAAUCUUAUAGAAUAAUUGGUGUGCCUCUCUUGUAGAGCUUUGUUUCUACCCUCCCUUUUAGAGGAUGCAAUACAAAUUAUGCAUGAGUUAUAAAGAUCAAGCUAUUAAAGUAAUUAUUAGGAUAUAUUGACUUCAACAAAUAGGUACUCUAUAUGACUUGGUGGCCUGCAAAAGCUGUUACUUGUUAGAGCAUGCAGAAGAUAACUUCCAAGUAAAUGCAAUGCUGUUUUUUUCUUUAA